Messenger RNA from Suhomyces tanzawaensis NRRL Y-17324, 1779 nucleotides. RefSeq lists its product as uncharacterized. Gene Ontology annotation, cellular component: cytoplasm; ubiquitin ligase complex. The coding region runs from base 1 to 1779 and encodes 592 amino acids. Gene Ontology annotation, molecular function: protein binding. NCBI's taxonomy places the organism in Eukaryota, Fungi, Ascomycota, Pichiomycetes, Serinales, Debaryomycetaceae. The transcript has a single exon. The record is from RefSeq and is a predicted model, not a curated record.
AUGCCCUCGUCUGAACAACGAGAAGGAGUCGACUUGAGCAAAGCAUUCGCUGACCUCUGUCAAGCUUGCCGUUCUGGGGACUACGAAGUGGUGGACUCGCUUCUCUCCACACGUAAUUUGAAUAUCAACCAAGUGGACGAGUGGGACUACUCGCCGUUGAUAUUGGCAUCUUUGUGUGGCCACUUGAAAAUCGUGGGAUUGCUCUUGAGCAGAGGUGCUGUGUGUGAUAGAGAUACUUUCCAAGGUGCACGUUGUGUCUACGGUGCUUUGACCGGAGAUAUCCGGAACUUGUUGAUCAGUUUCGAUCUUUCCAAGGCAGUGGACAUGUCGCAGCCCUUUGCAAGUCAUAUUUCAUCAUUGUUGGGGCCCUUGAACCAAACAUUAACAAAGGACAUUUCGUUCUACUUUCCUCGUGUCAACGGUGCAAUGGCUCUGGACUUGCAGUCGUUUAGAUUGAACCGGUUUCUAUUGGCUGCUAGAAGUCCAUACUUCCGGGAGAAGCUUCAGGGUCCCUGGAAGUACAAAUCCGUGGUGAAGAUGCCCUCUAUUUCUGACCCUGCUGUUUUUAAAAUUAUUGUGGACUACAUUUAUCUCAGGAGCGAUACGUUACCAAUUGACCAGGCUCUGACUCAAGACGAAUUGGCAAAGUUUGCUAAGAAGCUCAAGCUUGAGGAUUUGGCAGAAGGUAUCGAGAGAAUCAAGAAUGUAGUAUACAAGAAACAAAAAGCAAAGAUCAAGCACGACCUUGCACACAAGUUCGUGGAGAAGGCAAGACAGGACUUGGAAACCUUCCUCAAAGACAGCAUUUUCAAGAACCUGGUAUCUUCGGAGUUGAAUCUCACCGAAGAGGUCGAAUUUGAGGAUAUACAGACAUCAGAAUAUUUGACAGACGAACAGAAGCACCAGUUGAUCGAGUCAGGGAGCUUGCCUGACAUCAUUCUCUCCUGUAUCGACUCCGAAUCGGAGCGGGUUGUGUUUUUCCCAGUCAAUAAGUCCAUUGUAUCGAGAUCCGAAUACUUCGAUACCAUGUUCAAAUCAGAUAUAUUCUCUAGCUCACAGGUCGAUAUUCCAGUAUACAAGGAUUUUCUGGAGACAGCAAAUACCGACAUUAUUGAUCGUCCGGCCCUUCUCCCUCCACAUAUACCUGUUAUCCAGCUCUCGACCAGCAUCUCGAGUGUGGUGGUCUCCCACAUGCUAUUGUCAUACUUGUAUCACGAUGAUAUCCAUGAGAUUACUCUUUCGUCAACUAUCGAACUACUCUUUGCGGCUGAUGAGCUCUUCAUGGAUAGAUUAAAAACAAUCUGUGCUGUUAAUAUCACUUCCAAUUUCAACAAAUUCACCAUCGACGAGUUCCAAAAGAUACAGGACUCAGUUGGAUACAAUGCGUAUGAUUUGAUCAGAAUUUCAUGGCAAACCAGAUGUGAUAAGUUGGAGCAACAUAUCACGAAGAUGAUUGCCCAUGGUCUUGGUUUUAUCUACGGCGAGGAAAAGGAACGGAAAGAACUCUUGUUAUUGAUUAAUGAGAGUGCGGCCAGAAUCACUGAGAGACAGGACACCGAUACCAUCGAAUUGAUUGAUGAUAUUCGUUAUUAUCUCAGCAAGAAGUAUUCCGUCAAAGAUGAAUUCAAGGACUUUGAUCCGCUUGGAGACCAGUUCCAAGAUGGAAGUGCACUCUCAAAACCAAGCGACAUCAAGGUCUUGAGAAGUGCAUGGUUGAAGUAUCAAGCAGACAUAGACAUGGUGGAUGGAUUGUUAGAAGAGUUAGAUUUGGCAGCAUGA